AAACAACACCAUGUGAAACUCUGUUCUUGCAUGUCCCACACGCUUGAAGUUGUAGACCACAGGUUCAUUGGUUACUUCAUUGAUCUAUUUAUACAUCCAGAAACAGAAUCGAUUCUUCACAUCACCAAGUAUCAAAACAAUCUAAGCAUUUAACUUGUUAAUCCUCAACCCAUCUUCAAUUGAGAUUUUCAAAUACUAUAAAUGGCUUUGGUGAGAGGUCUCUUAGGUGCAAAGAAGAUCCUUAGCCGCUCUGUAGCGGCUAAAACACCAAAAGGGUUUCUUGCUGUGUAUGUUGGCGAGGACCAGGUCCAGAAGAAGAGAUAUAUUGUUCCUGUCUCAUAUUUGAACCAGCCUUUGUUUCAAGCUCUACUCAGUAAGUCUGAAGAAGAGUUUGGGUUCAAUCAUCCGAUGGGGGGCUUAACCAUCCCUUGUCCUGAAGAUACUUUCAUAAAUGUGACUUCUGAGCUAAAGGGGAAGAUGUUCCAAAGGAGUAGAUAGAUCUAACGUUUUCUAGUCGUGAGUUAGAGAUAGAAUUAUUCAAUGUAAAUAGGUCAACCUUUUUCUUCCUCGUUCUUCCUGAGAAAAAGAGUUGUUCAAUAGGUUCAAAGCUUAAUGUAAAUGAAAUUUUUGCUGUUAAAUGUGUCUAUGCUAAUGAAGAAAACUUUCUAAAAAUAUAAAUUAAAUCUUAGAAACUUGGAUUGCUUGAGUGUGAAUGAUAUGAAGAGAUUGUUCUGUUUCAGGACAUACAGAUGAAUCAAUGAAAUGAGUUUAUACAUGUUGUCUACACUAACAGGUCUCCCAUGUUGCUCUUUUCAUCUAUUAUUCAAGAAAUGGAUGAUUGAAUGCGAAGGGAUCUUCACUGUUUAAGUUAGUUAGAAGUAACGAAAAUACAAGUGUCUAUCACCUUACCAUUUCAAGAGAACAAUAAAUAUUCCGAUCUUUGAGAUUUAAUAUAUUAAAUCAUUAUUCUCACAGUUACGUGAGCUGUAAGACUGAUAUAUACAGUAGUAAAACAUGUUUGAAGGACUGAUUAUUGAAAGUUGAGGAUCCACACAUUCCCUUGGAAAUGUAAACUGGAGCAUGAUUUUAACUUGGGUUAUCUUAAAGUUGUAAUGAUAUUUUUUUUCAAUGAUUGAUCAAAAAUGAAUUACUUUAACAUGAAUUAUGUAUGUUUAUAGCAUAAAAAUUUGUAUUCCACUUUCAAAUUUUAGAACUCUUUCGGGAAGAAAGAGAGGAAAAAAAACAAACUAUCCUCUAUUUACAAGGAACAAAGUAUAUCUCUAACUAGAAGAACAAUAUGUUUGAUCAUCAUCAUUGGAGCCUAGACGUUACGUUGAUGAAGAUAUCUUCAGGACAAGGGAUCGUUAAGCCGCCCAUUGGAUGAUCAAACCCAAACUCUUCUUCCGAUUUGCUCAGAAGAGCUUGAAAAGUAGGCUGGCUCAAGUAUGAGAUUGGCACCACAUAUCUCUUCUUCUGGCUCUCUCCUACGUACACCACAAGAAACCCCUUUGGUGCCGCUGAGGCCGCCCUUUUGCUUGUUGCGGCUCCAAGAAUCUUCUUGGCACCCAAUAGAUUUCUUACAAAAGCCAUUUCUAGUUUCUUUGUCUGAAGCUUCGAAGAUGUAUGAAAAGAUUCAAGUUAUUGGAUAUAUAUUGCUUGUUUGCUGGUUGAUGAUUUUGAAAGAAUGGGUAAUGUCAUGUGUAUAUAUAGAAAGAUCAAUGAAUUGAGUUCGGACCUCUCUCAAACUUGUGGUCUUGAACAAUGGGACAAACUAGAGCAGAGUUUCACAUGGUAUUGUCUGAACCAACUUGAAAAAGUUAUAGGUCAAUGCAAUUUGUGGUGAUAAGAUUAUUAAUUGAAUGUAGGACAAUAAACUAAAACAAACUCCAUAUGUAAUACACAAGGGCUUGUUUUCUCAAUGUUUGUUUAGAUAAGACAUUUGUUUUGUCAAUAAUAAAGACCAGCAAGUUUCUGUUCUUCAUGUUCUGUGGUGAUCAUAUUCUCACAUCUCUGUGAUCUAAAUAGAUUUAGUUAAUGAGAAUUUAAAGUGGGGACAUGAAGUUUCUCAACAGCAGAACAACAAGUCUCUGUCAAAGCUUAAGUUGUUCAUUAAUUAUAUCCACAGAUAUGUAUCACACAUGACAAGUUAUACGUACAAGAUUGAAUAACUCAUGUCUUCUCUUAUUUUAUUAUACAGACAUGAGAAAACAAAAGAGAUAAUGCUCGUUAGCUUUUGUUUCUUGUCUUCUAUCAUAUCUUAGAAAACAGAACCAUGUGAAUAGAGUAUGUCCCAUUCUUUCAAUGGUUCUAAGGUGGUUUUAAAGUCAUUUAUCAAUCUAUAUAUACAUCUUAAGGCAGAGAACCAACUCUUCAGUACAAACCUUGAAUCUGAGCAUCUAUCUGUUCCUCAGAAGCUUCAAAUUUUCAAGUUUCCAGACAGAAGAAAUGGCUUUUUUCAGAGGUCUCUUGAGUGCAAAGAGGUUUAUUGGUCUCUCUGUAGCUGCUACAAGCAAAAGGACAGUUUCAGCGCCAAAGGGGUUUCUUGCGGUGUACGUUGGAGAGAGCCAGAAGAAAAGAUUUAUAGUGCCAAUCUCAUACUUGAGCCAACCUUCUUUUCAAGCUCUUCUCAGUAAAUCUGAGGAAGAGUUUGGAUAUGACCAUCCAAUGGGUGGACUAACGAUUCCUUGUCCUGAAGAUACCUUCAUCAACGUGACUUCCCGGCUUCAAUGAUGAUGUUCCAGAAGAAGAAAACACUGACAUUAGUUAGAUAUAGAAUCAUUAAAUGUAUAUAUGUUAACCCUUUCCUCUUUCUUUGUCAAAGAGAGUUGUUCAAGAGGUUACAUAACUCAAAUGUUUAUGCCAUAUUUCUAUGUAAGGACAAUGGUUUCUAUUAUACAAAUUGCAACAAGUUUUUUGAGAAGAAAGUUCAUCAUUCUUGCA
Molecule: messenger RNA, 2940 nt
Organism: Brassica napus (rape)
Lineage: Eukaryota; Viridiplantae; Streptophyta; Magnoliopsida; Brassicales; Brassicaceae
Product: auxin-responsive protein SAUR21
Exons: 1
Coding region: 202-498 (98 amino acids)
Biological process (GO): response to auxin
Source: RefSeq, a predicted model, not a curated record